Molecule: messenger RNA, 1094 nt
Organism: Podospora pseudopauciseta
Lineage: Eukaryota; Fungi; Ascomycota; Sordariomycetes; Sordariales; Podosporaceae
Gene: TPI1
Product: triosephosphate isomerase
Exons: 4
Coding region: 210-959 (249 amino acids)
Biological process (GO): gluconeogenesis; glycolytic process; glyceraldehyde-3-phosphate biosynthetic process
Cellular component (GO): cytosol
Molecular function (GO): triose-phosphate isomerase activity
Source: RefSeq, a predicted model, not a curated record
AUCCCGCCCGGGUUCCAUCCCACCUUCAGACGAUCCUGGACCCCACCUGUCAAGCUUAGCUUCAAAUACCCUCACCUCCCGUCAGCUCUCAACAACCCUCCCUCAACAACCACAGCACUCUCGAGAUACCCUAAAAGACGCAUAUUUCUUUGCAUCAAGCUACACUUUAUACCCCAACGCCAGUAGUCAAUACACAACAAUCGCCCAACAUGGCUCGCAAGUUCUUCGUCGGCGGCAACUUCAAGAUGAAUGGCACCAAGGAGUCCAUCAAGGCCAUCAUCAAGAACCUCAACGAGGCUCAAUUGGACCCCAACGUUGAGGUCGUCAUCGCCCCAUCCCACCUCUACCUUCCCAUCGCCGUUGAUGCCGUCACCGCCAGCACCGUCUCCGUCUCGGCCCAGAACGUCUACGCCAAGCCCAACGGCGCCCACACCGGCGAGGUCUCGGUCUCCCAGCUUAAGGAUCUCGGCCUGAACUGGACCAUCACCGGCCACUCGGAGCGCAGAGCCGGCGGCGAGUCUGACGAGAAUGUCGCCGACAAGACCAAGGCUGCCAUUGACGGUGGUCUCAGCGUGAUUUGGUGCUGCGGCGAGUCCCUUGAGGAGCGCGAGGCUGGCAACACUGUUGCUGUUGUCGAAAAGCAGCUCGCUGCUCUUGCCGCCAAGCUCUCUGGGAAUGACUGGAAGAAGAUUGUCAUUGCCUAUGAGCCCAUCUGGGCUAUUGGUACUGGCAAGGUUGCCACCACUGAGCAGGCCCAGGAGGUGCAUGCUGCUAUCCGCAAGUGGCUCAAGGCCAAGGUUUCCGACGCUGUUGCUGACAAGACCCGUAUUUUGUAUGGUGGCUCGGUCACUGCUAAGAACAGCAAGGACUUGGCUAAGCAGCCGGAUAUUGAUGGUUUCCUUGUUGGCGGUGCCAGCUUGAAGCCCGAGUUCGUCGACAUCAUCAACUCCAACCAGUGAGCGCGCGGCACUGUCCGUUUUAUUGGGAAUUAGCGUGGGCUUAUACGGGAUUUUUAGGAUUAAAAAGGAGCUGGCGAGGAUAUAGAUGAGUGUGAUGAAAGACCGCUACUCUACCUACUCUAUGACAAAUACCAA